UCUUGGCGAUACAGCUUAUUGUCAGUAAUAAAACCACGUUACAGCUGCUUGUAUUCGUGAUGCUGCUCGUUUCAGAGAUCGUAAGAGAAAAUGAUCAUCAUGAUGAUGGGUGCCGCAGCACUCGAAUCCCCCAAGCAUCAUCUCGAAACCCAUCCGCAUUGGGAUGGUCGGCCUAUAGCCAGUCAUCGCGGGUUUCAACGCGUCCUGAGUCAAGGUCAAAGAAAAUACGAGCAUUGGCACUGGCCACUUGCUGGGCAAACAAACGCACUUCACGGUUACGAUACCAAAAAUAGCGUCCCGUCGGCAAGAAAAAUACCGCCUCUUCCCCUCUCCCCUCCCGUCACAAUGAUCCCAUCUAUCUGCACAGCACAACCCCAUCGAAUGCAUCUGUGCAGGCAAAAUGACCUUCCCGAAGGAUUGGGCUGUUUGCAUAUUACGUCUCGUUUACGAUUAGCUGUGCUGGCAGCCUCCAUGGCCAGUCAAACGCUUUUGUCCUAGGAUCGAUGAUGACAGACGCCGUCUGAAGAUACUGCACCGAUCAUCGCCACGCUCGUGAUAUC
Molecule: messenger RNA, 560 nt
Organism: Parathielavia appendiculata
Lineage: Eukaryota; Fungi; Ascomycota; Sordariomycetes; Sordariales; Chaetomiaceae
Exons: 1
Coding region: 91-498 (135 amino acids)
Source: RefSeq, a predicted model, not a curated record